AAUAUGCCAAAGAUUGAGACAUGCACAUACGUGGGUGCCCACCAUUCCAUGCAUCAAACCAAUCAAUUUUCGAGUGCUCUCCAGCCAGAGAGAGACUCUACUCACACACAGUCCACAUCUCUCUCUCUCUCUCUCUCUCUCUCUCCAUUCUUUUCAUUCUUUCACUUUCAUGGUUUCACACUACUUCUACUACUACAUAACAUAUAACUCUUUCUCUUUCUCUCCAGAACUAUACUAAACUAAACUGAACUCAAAUCAAAACCCAGCAAAAUGGGCACCUUCUUCUCUAUCUCCGUCGUCGUCGUCGUCGUCUUCUUCCUCUGUUUUGUCCACUCCACCGAUUAUGCUCAUGCUCUCACUGCACCCUCUGACAUCUCAGCCCUCAAGGCCUUCAAAGCCUCCAUUAAACCCUCUUCCAUUCCAUCCUGGUCCUGCUUAGCCUCCUGGGACUUCGCCGCUGCCGACCCAUGUGCCUCCCCUCGCCGGAUCCACUUCACCUGUGGACUCACCUGUUCUCCCGACUCCACCCGCCUCACCCAGAUCACUCUCGACCCCGUUGGCUACUCCGGCACCCUCACCCCACUCCUCUCCCAGCUCACCCAACUCCACACUCUCGACCUCGCCGAUAACUACUUCUACGGCCCCAUUCCUUCCUCCAUAUCUUCCCUCCUCAAUCUCCAAUCCCUCACUCUCCGAUCCAACAACUUCUCCGGCUCGCUUCCCUCCUCCAUCGCCAACCUCAAGCUCCUCCAAGCUCUCGACCUUUCGCGUAAUUCUCUCUCCGGGUUUCUUCCCGGUGCCAUGGAUUCCAUGUCCGGGUUGCGUCGGCUCGAUCUGAGUUUCAACCGACUCGAAGGCUCGAUCCCCAGACUCCCACCGAAUUUGCUCGAACUCGCUCUCAAGGGAAAUUCCUUGUCCGGGCCGCUGUCCAAAUCGUCCUUCGACGGUUCGACUCAGUUGGAAGUGGUCGAACUCAGCGAGAACUCGCUCACCGGAACACUGCGGAGCUGGUUCUUUCUCCUACCGUCAAUCCAGCAGGUUAAUCUGUCCAAUAACAGCCUGACAGGUGUCGAGAUCUCGACGCCCGCCGCGGGACAAAGCGACCUCGUGGCCGUCGAUUUGGGCUUCAACAAAAUCCAAGGAUACGCACCUGUUAAUUUCGCGGCUUAUCCUCUGUUAUCGUCUCUGUCUCUUCGGUACAAUCGGUUACGUGGCAAAAUCCCAUUGGAGUUCGGGAAAAAGAAGUCGUUGAGAAGACUUUACUUGGAUGGAAACUUUUUGAUCGGUCAGCCCCCAGCGACCUUCUUCGGCGGGCAGGGGCAGGUCUCGGGCAGCUUUGGGGAUAAUUGCCUGUGGGGCUGUCCACCGUCCUCACAGCUGUGCCUACCUAACCAAAAACCCAGUUCCAUAUGCAAGCAAGCCUAUGGUGGAAAACCAAAGUCUUGAAGCUGUCAUAUUCUUCUCAAUCAAAUAUAAUAUAUAUAUAUAUUUUUUUUCAACUCUGAAAAAAAAAUGUGUAAAAUAUUUUUUACAGUGUAGCAAUUUGAUAUAUAAAUAAUAAAUAUUUGUAUUGCCCACUA
Humulus lupulus (European hop) is the source of this 1580-nucleotide messenger RNA. RefSeq names its product LRR receptor-like serine/threonine-protein kinase GSO2. The record is from RefSeq and is a predicted model, not a curated record. The transcript has a single exon. Lineage: Eukaryota; Viridiplantae; Streptophyta; Magnoliopsida; Rosales; Cannabaceae. The coding region runs from base 271 to 1446 and encodes 391 amino acids. Gene Ontology annotation, molecular function: protein binding.